This is a messenger RNA of Microdochium trichocladiopsis, 1227 nucleotides long. RefSeq lists its product as uncharacterized. The transcript has 5 exons. Lineage: Eukaryota; Fungi; Ascomycota; Sordariomycetes; Xylariales; Microdochiaceae. The coding region runs from base 1 to 1227 and encodes 408 amino acids. The record is from RefSeq and is a predicted model, not a curated record.
AUGUCGAGGUGUGGGCCCAAAUGUUUGUUGCACAAAUUGGGUCUUUACAACGCCAUCCGUCAGAGUCUCCCUCCAAGCAUAACCGGUCCUUCUACAGCCACUCCCUGCAGACAUAGGCUAGCUGAAGCCCGCGAUGCGACUACGUACGAGACGUGUACACUAGGUAGCCUCGCGGGCGUGUCGUUGCCCGACAAGGACAACUCCCAGCUGCCCUUCGAGAUUAACUGCGUGCAGCGAUGCAUCGCGAUCGCCCUCACGACGCCGAGCAGCAGUAUCGUCAGCUCGCGCGUCUGCCUCGACUUCAUAGGUCCUAACCUUUACUUCAACUUUUCGUCUUUCCCGGGUUACACUACCAACGUGGAAGCUGAAGCUGAAGGGCAACUCGCUCGACCCGAGACCUGGAGCAACCCUCCAAUGGCCAAAAUCGUGUGCGCACGGGAUGGGUCUGGGUUUGUCUGCAAACUGCCCUUCACCACCAUCCUGGGGGUUCCUGUUACUACCCCGAUCAAGGAUAUCAUGGCGGGAAUGUGCCCCAACGGCGACCGGGAGGCUUUCAACGUCUUCCUGGCAUUCUCUGGCCAAACUGAAUCAGUCGAAUCGAGCACUAGUACCGUAAUCACUUCUGCUUUCAUAAGCUUGGCUCCUUGCAUAGCCCGGGACGCUCGCGGUCGGUGCACGUCGUGCUCGGCCACCACCCAGGACUACUUUGAGAUGAUAUUCCACUGCACCAAGUGCGCGGCGGUCCCAUCGUUGGCGCGGCCUUUGGCUACGGAGAGACCAACCCGCAGCACCAGGAAGUCCUUCACGCUGGACACGCAGCCCGGCCAGGGCUGCAACCGUUGGGGCUGGUCCGACACCUCCACACUCGCGGAGCUACAGGGCGGUAGCAGCGGCGACAUCAAGGGGCCCUUAUACGUCGGCGCUAGGGGCAAUGAUAUCACCAAGGCUGUAACGGAAGGUAAGGUCGCUAUCGGCUGGGCCCUUGCCAAGGGGUACAAUCUCGCGGAGGCCAAUGUCUACUUCGAUUGCCUGCACCUAGAUCAGUGCACAGCGGACUCGGACACGUGCAACUCGGCAUCCCUCACUGCCAAGGAUACGCGGUACUGGGCGGUCACGAUGCUCGCGCAUCCGAAGUAUCCGAGCGGGAGCCAGGCGGCGCUUAUUGUCCAUGCCUUCGUCAAUAUUAAGACCAAGGACAGCAAGUGUCCGGCGAUAAAGGCGAGCUGA